Messenger RNA from Phyllostomus discolor (pale spear-nosed bat), 4010 nucleotides. Its product is annotated as interleukin-9 receptor. Lineage: Eukaryota; Metazoa; Chordata; Mammalia; Chiroptera; Phyllostomidae. The coding region runs from base 1 to 1596 and encodes 531 amino acids. The transcript has 9 exons. Gene Ontology annotation, biological process: immunoglobulin mediated immune response; cytokine-mediated signaling pathway. Gene Ontology annotation, molecular function: interleukin-9 receptor activity; interleukin-9 binding. The record is from RefSeq and is a predicted model, not a curated record. Gene Ontology annotation, cellular component: external side of plasma membrane; membrane.
AUGGGACCUGGCCGAGGCAUCUGCGGAGCCUUUGCCACCCCUCACUGGACUCACAUCGGCUGCCUGGACCUCACCUGCUCCCUGCACUGUGCGGCCGCUGUGUGCCCGCAUAGGAAGCGCAGCAUCCUCAAGCCCUUUCUGCCUGACAACAUCUGCAGUUCCUGCCCGUGCUGGCGUGGCCCACGCACACUUGGUGUCAGCUUCCAGGCCCUGCCCCUCCCCCAGCCCUGCCCUGACACAGCCACUGUGGGCUCCCAAUGGUCACUGUUCCCAGGGCCAGGGCCUGGAAGUUUCACCUGCCUCACCAACAACAUCCUCAGGAUUGACUGCCACUGGUCUGCCCCCGAGCUGGGCCGGGGCCCCAGCCCCUGGCUCCUCUUCACCAGGAACCACGAGCCGGGCAGCAAGCACAGGUGUGUCUUCAGGGCCAGCACGUGCACCCUGGUGCUGCCGCCCGAGGAGAUUCUUGUGCCUUCUGACAACUUUACCAUCACUCUGCACCGUCACAUCUCUGGGAAGGAGCAGGUCAGCCUGGUGGACCCGCAGUACCUGCCCCGGAGACAUGUGAAGCUGGACCCUCCCUCUGACUUUCAGAGCAACGUCAGCGCUGGCUCCUGUGUCCUGACCUGGAGCGUCAGCCCUGGCUUGGAGCCACUGGCCUCUCUGCUCAGCUACGAGCUGGCCUUCAAGAGGCAGGAAGAGGCUUGGGAGCGGGCCCAGCACAAGGAUUGCAUCCUCGGGGUGACCUCGCUCAUUCUUGAAGCCGUGGAACUGGACCCUGGCUGCGUCUAUGAGGCGAGGCUGCGCGUCCAGAUGGCCACCGAGGAGGGCACCAUGGGUGAGGAGGAGCACUACGAGGGCCCCUGGAGCGAGUGGAGCCAGCCUGUGUUCUUCGCCUCCCCUCAGCGGCAAGGCGCCCUGAUCACACCUGUGGGGCAGCCCAACAGCAUCCUCAUCACCGUGUCCGUCUUUCUCCUGCUGACCAGCCUGACCUAUGUCCUGUUCAAGCUGUCACCCAGGGUGAAGAGGACCUUCUACCAGAACGUGCCCUCUCCAGUGGCGUUCUUCCAGCCCCUCUACAGCGUGCACAACGGGAACUUCCAGACCUGGACAGGUGUUCACAGAGCUGGCAUGCAGCUGAGCCAGGACCUUGCUGGGGCUGCAGCAGGAGCCUCGGAGCCCCGUGUCCGGGAGGCCAUCGCGUUGCUCACCUAUGACCCGGUGGAUCCUUGGCCCUUCGUGGGCCUGGAGGACGAGGGCACUGGCACUGGCCUCCCAGCAGAUGUGUUGCCAGCGGCCCUGGAGUGGGGAGGGCAGCCGCCUGCCUACCUGCCGCAAGAGGAGUGGGUCGCCGUGAGCCCUGGCAGGCCAGCUCCGCCACAGGCAGAGGGCGGCAGUGCCGACUACUGUGCCCUGGGCUGUUACGAGGGGUGCCACCCCUCGCCUUUCCCAGGGAUGGCACAGAGCUCUGGACCCAUCCAGCCCUUGGCCUGUGACCUUCCCUGCGACCCGCAGAGCCUGGAUGUCAGGCAAGGAGGCAGCCACGUGGGAGUUGGCCAUGAUCAGAGGCCGCAGCCUGGUGAAGAGGCUGCAUAGGGCCCUCCGGGGUGUUUCCCACCCUCCUAUCCUUGGCAGACAGUGGGCUCGGUCCUGAAAGUUCUGGAGCUUUGACUCGGCCAGCUGCAUCAAGUCCAUUUUGGGGAAAAUGGACUGAAGUCUCUGGAGCUGACCCUCCUGCAGAGAGCUGUUUAUGCAGUGGCCAGACAUGCUGUCUGGAUGGAGGCAGGGGCCUCUGCGCUCAGCAUCCUGCCCACCGGCCGCCCCCACCCCCGCCACUUCCCUCCCUGCUUUGACCCCGGGCUCCUCUGAGAAGGGGGCUGCUCUCCACAGCCUGCUCUGCCCUCACCCCCUACAGGGCCUGCCUGGGCCCAGUGGACACAGGCGAGAUGCUGUGACCAGGCUGAGUGUCCCCGUUCUGUGCCUUCCCGAGGCUUCUCCCGCACUGAGAUGGAAGGCAUUCAGUAGCUGUUCUGAACUGCUGGUGGAUGGGAGGGGCCCAGAGGAGGGUGGGGAUGUGGGCUGUGGCCAUGCCCAGGCUGUCCGAGUUCUGGGAAUAGCGAAGUGGAGGCUCAGUGACCUGCCCUGUCUGAGGCUGACUCCUGCUCUUCCUUGUCCUCAUCCCACCGUGGGCCCCGUGAGGCUGGGAGCUGUGGCCUAAGCCAGGGCUGGAAGUGACCGCCUGGUAGUGGCCUUGGCCCAUGCGGGGUCGUGCCUCUGACCCCCACACCAGUGGAGCAGUGGUGGGCAGAGCAGAGGAUGCCUGCAUGGGUCCCCUCGGCCUGCCACAGGGAAGCGCCACAAACUAGGUGGCUUAGAACAACAGAAAUUUAUUGUCUCAAGGUCCUGGAAGCUCAAGUCUGAAGUCUAGGUGCGUGCAGGCUGGGAAGACGCCGGGGAAAGCCUGUUUUAGGGCUCUCUCCAGCUUCUGGGAGCUUCUUGGCUGGGGACAGCAUCACACCAGUCUUCACAAAGUGUUUUCCUUGUGGGGAUGUGUCCAAAGUCCCCCUUUUAUAGCGACACAAUCAUAGCGGAUUGGGGCUGCUCCAAAGGACUUCAUCUUGAUGUGGCCAUCUAACAGGACCCUGCUUCCGUACAAGGCCAUGCUCACAGGCCCUGGAGGUGAGGACUCGAACACGUGCAUUUUCUGGGAACACAACUCAACCUGUGACAGCGUCUCUGCCUCCGUCAGUGAUCUCCACCCACGCUGGCUCAGACCCUGGGGACCCCCCCAGGGCAUCCCUGUCACCCUUACAGCGUGCCUUGGGAAGAAGACCCUGUUCCCACCGGCUGCUGGACUUGGGGUGGGUGCUGGGACCAUCUGCUGGGUGAGGGCUGGGAUGAAACUCUAGUGGAGCUGGAGGUGCUAGAGCUUUGAAAGUAGGAUAUAGUGGAGGCCUGUCUCUCUCUGGAUGCUGAGUGUCUGUCUAUCCAGUGUCCCCUGUGUCUUGGGCAGAAAAAAAACUCCCAGCUUUAGUCCCCCAGAGGAAAGGACCACUUCUGGUUUAGAUGGGCACCCCCACCCCUCUGUGUGCCUGCAGAGCUCCCGAGGUUUUGUGGGGAGCCUCAGCGGAGCCAGAUUCUGGUCAGCAGGGUGAAACAGGACCCAAAAUGUAUCUUUAGUAUCCAGAGAGUGGGAGGGGUAUGGACGGAAGUGAGGUGCAGGCACCCUUAGCUCUAACCAAGUAUAAAAAUACUAUGGUAAAUGCACUUCCUGGAGCCGACCCCUGGGGAGCCCCAGGCUCGUGUAUUUAUAGCAGCAUCUGCAUGGCUCGUGCAGCUUCACGUGGGACCUGAGCCACCUACGUGACUAGAUAAUGACCCCCACAGCUGGGACGCCUGUUCUGUGUGGCUGGGGAUGGUGUCCAUGUGAUUUGCACAGUUUCUCCGGAGAGCCGGGCUGGGACUCGAGUGCAAAGCCAGGCAGAGGCUGUGGGGCUGGUUGCAGCGAGUCGCGCCUGCCCCUUCAGUCCACGGGGCUGACGACGCUUCGCAGAGUUGAUGUGAGUUCACCUGAGCAAGAUGCCCGCACAUGGUGGGGCUCAGCAAACACUAAUUCCCCUCACUGCGAUGAGACAGCCCUCGGAAGCCGUGGCCGAGGUCCACUGUGCGGCUGGGGACAGCUCGGAAGACCUGUGAGCCUGAUGAGGGCGGUGACUGUGGGACAUCCGUGAAGGAGUCACCGAGAAGGCGGCCUGGGAAGGGGGCUGGGACACCGAGUGUGAGUCGAGGAGUUGAGAGGACACUGUGGCUGUAGCACAAGUGUCCAAAAUGUGGCUGGUCAGGCCCGGGGCCACAGCUGGACCGGGGAGUGGCGGGCCCGGAGUGCCAGGCUGGGGGUGCAGUGAGGGGAGCAGAAUGCCUUGGGAUGGUUUCUUUAUUUUUUGUUUUUCAGUGAGGUAAAAUUCACAUUACAUAAAAUCAACUGUUUUUUAAAAAUCCUCACACAGGGA